UCCGCGAAGCGGAGUGGUUUGAUGUGUGUGACUAACGUACAGUAUAUAAAUAGACUUGUGAAUUUAAAAACUAGUAAUUCAAAUGACAUUUUAAUUUUAUUUACCACUAAAAAUCAUUUAAUAAUUUAUUUUGAUAGUUUAAUUAUUUAUUAAUUUUAUUUCAACACAAAAAAAAAUAUAAACAUUAACACAAGUGUAAACAUUGAUAAAUUUUUUUUCUAAGGAAGUGAAAGGAAUCUAAUAUCGUAUUGGAGUUCACAUCGUGACCGGUGCUGUUAAAUUUAUUUUAAUAGUUUACGUUUAUUUUUAUUUACCAAAUCAUUGGAUGACGAUCGUGACUGAAAUAAAUAAUGAUAAUGACGAUGAUGAUGAUGUAUUAGGUUAAGGAAAAAAACACGUGUGCUGUAGCAAUAAAAACAAGGAUAUUCUAUUCCGAUUGGCUGGAACUUAAACUAGAAAAACUUCCAUGGUGAGAUGAGCCAGAAUGACCGAUAAUUCGAAUUAAUCUACGAUAAUCCUGUGACAUGAAAACCAUUUGAAAGUGUGGCUGGAUUAAUAUAGACUGAUAUGUCACUACUACUAACUCGUGGAGCCCGCAAGGGUUCUAUUCUCUGUUUUUGCGCUCUUAUUUUUCUAUUUGCACUCUACGAACUUGGAAUUAUAUGCGGUAAUACUAAAGAUCAGUCUUCCGCCAUGAUGAUACCAAAAGAGAAAUAUAUCGUUGGAAGUUUAGAUAAAAAAUCAUAUAUGUAUGAUCGAAACAUGCCAUUAAUAUUUAUUGGUGGAGUUCCAAGAUCAGGGACAACUUUAAUGCGGGCAAUGUUAGAUGCCCAUCCAGAUGUAAGAUGUGGACAAGAAACACGAGUAAUACCUCGAAUACUUCAGAUGAGAUCUCACUGGUUAAAAUCCGAACGUGAAAACGUUCGUCUAGUUGAAGCCGGUAUUUCUAAAGAGGUAAUGGAUAGUGCUAUUGCAGCAUUUUGUCUUGAAGUUAUUGCACGACACGGAGAACCAGCACCGCGACUAUGCAAUAAAGAUCCUCUGACAUUAAAAAUGGGCUCUUAUAUGCUCGAGUUAUUCCCAAAUGCUAAAUUUUUAUUUAUGGUUCGUGAUGGCCGUGCAACCGUUCAUUCAAUUAUAUCCAGAAAGGUAACGAUAACUGGAUUCGAUUUAUCAUCGUAUAGACAGUGUCUCACGCGAUGGAAUCACGCGAUAUCAUUGAUGUAUGAUCAAUGCAAAGAGGUGGGUCCAAGUCGAUGUUUGAUGGUACCUUAUGAACAGCUUGUACUCCAUCCACGUGAUUGGAUGAAAAAAAUACUCAAUUUUCUCGAUGUACCCUGGAAUGAAUCUGUUCUACAUCAUGAAGAAUUUAUAAAUAAACCUGGUGGUGUUCCACUUUCAAAAGUUGAACGUUCUUCUGAUCAAGUUAUAAAACCCGUGAAUCUUGAAGCUUUGACUAAGUGGGUAGGACACAUUCCAGACGAUGUUGUCAGAGACAUGCCAGACGUAGCUCCAAUGCUUUCAAAGCUUGGCUAUAAUCCCUAUGAAAAUCCUCCUGUUUAUGGAGCACCCGAUAGUCUUGUUAGCGAUAAUACAAGAAGAGUACUUGCUAAUAAUGAAAUUUGGGAAGCUAAAGUUAAACAAUUUGCUCUGGAACAACGUGGACCUGUGCCCAUGAUAACUGACGACGAUGUAACUUCUACGAUAUCAAAUGAAGCGUGACAAAUAAAAUUUUUGUUAGCUGUUUAAAUGUUAAAUAAAAGAAAUUAACGAAAUUCCGAUAAUUAAUUUGCUAUUUAUAUUUAUAAAAUUAUUAUAUUUUAAAAGAAUCCAAAUAAAUAAUUACAAUAAUAAGUAAAAAAAAAACUAUUUACAUAAAUAUAAAUAAAUAAAGAAAAAUUUAUAUA
Molecule: messenger RNA, 1907 nt
Organism: Microplitis demolitor
Lineage: Eukaryota; Metazoa; Arthropoda; Insecta; Hymenoptera; Braconidae
Gene: Tpst
Product: protein-tyrosine sulfotransferase
Exons: 11
Coding region: 568-1722 (384 amino acids)
Biological process (GO): peptidyl-tyrosine sulfation
Cellular component (GO): Golgi apparatus
Molecular function (GO): protein-tyrosine sulfotransferase activity
Source: RefSeq, a predicted model, not a curated record